AUGUCCUCCCCGCCUUUUUGCCCCAGGGAGGGCCACCCACCAGUGGAAGCGAUACAGUUCGACUACGACCUGUGCGCGAGUCUUCAUAACCAAAUAUUCAAGACUGGAUGGACGGCAAGCGCCCCUGGGCGGACCCUUGAAUCCGCCCCCUCGCAGACGUGGUGGGAGUAUUUCGCGCCUCCCGCCGACUUCGCUAACCGGCUCAACGGUGAUUUGGUGCAAUUCCUUAAACGCGCCUACUUCCACACGGAUGCACCCGAGUUCUUCUAUUUUCUCUCGGGACUCAACUAUCCAAAGAAUCUACUCGACGACGGCUGGGUUAGGGAUCGCGGAGAUGAUCGCUAUGCCCUGCUCUACAGGGCGACGGGGUUCAAAAUGGGGGAUGAAAUGGGGGUGAUCUUCGAUCAGCAUACGAACAAGGCAGCGUUCGUUGCGGACUUUGAAGACAUGGUCCCCAUACUGGAUUAUGGGGCCUAUCUCGAGAUGAUUGAGGAAGGCAAGGUUGAGGUUUCUUCGCCGGAUGGGACGUGGAAGAGGGAGAGCAGCUCGGAUUCAAUCGGGCCAUGGCUGUGGCAUGGAUUUACGGAUAUCGAUGUCAAGAAAAGCGCUCUGGCGUUUAAGCGCCAGAUAGAUGCGAUUGAGGCGCGCAUUUCCUCAGGACAAACCGCAUCGUCGGACAGCGCCCAGGAUCGAGGGACAUUCACACUUCCCUGGGCCGACUUAUCGGCCCUUGAUGCAGCCCACAUUCUGCCAGGGACCUUUGCCAGGGCGUUUUGCGAGGAAACUGCCAAGUUCACGCUCUCCUUCCGGUACAUUGCGCCAGGCAUACGCAUUGCAACAGUCGACGAGCUCAUCGCUCAGCCACAUCAUGAAGGUUACAGCCAGAAGCCUUGGCACGCAACAAAUAGCAUGCGUGACAUGCCAGUGCUCCUCUUCCGUGCGGACAACGCAACCCUGGCUUCGAACGAUGCAGUCCCCGAGCGCGGUACCUGGCUCUACAAUGACGGUCAGUCUAUUCCGGCGGGAGUGUACACUAACACGGCUGGUGGUAUGAAUCAGGUCUUUCAGAACGGCUGUCGGCUUAUUCUCCCGUUCACAUUCGGCUCGAAUGGCUGGGCGCGGCUUGGUGAUCUUGAGGUGUUUGGGAUGAGUCCCUUGGAUGAUAAUGCAAAUCCUGCUGAUGUGGACUCUGAUCUGUAUCAGCCGGGAUAUAAUGGAUUUGGCCCGCUGCAUAGUGUUCAGCUUCACAAAGUUCUCAUCAACUGGGCUGAGCGAGUGGAGUCUGGGGAUUGGGAGGUCACGGAACAUGGGGUUGGAGGGGGCCUUGAUAUAUUCCGUGAAGCUGACACGGAGCAAGGGUGGAAGAAGUAUUGGAUACCAUUGAGCAGGUAG
Molecule: messenger RNA, 1392 nt
Organism: Aspergillus calidoustus
Lineage: Eukaryota; Fungi; Ascomycota; Eurotiomycetes; Eurotiales; Aspergillaceae
Source: the annotation of a GenBank genome assembly